GCGGCCGGCUGGGCGCCUGGUCCGGGGAGGAGACACGUCAGUACCGCCGGCGACGUCACAGGCCCGCCCAGCCCGCCGGCGCCCGAUUGGCUGCGGCGGCUGCUGACGCGUCGCGCUUCCUCGUCUACUCCUCGUGUUCAAGCUAACUGUUCUCUUUUUUCCUUGGCAGAGAACAGGCGAUGGCGGCGCUGGCAUCUCUCGGCGCCCUGACCCUACUGCUGCUGUCCGGUCUCUCCUGCUGCUCAGGUAGCGGCCUGGCCGGAGUUCUUUUCUGGCGAGUCUCUCACCCACGACUGGUGGCCUUGUCCCUCCCUCUCUGCCUCCUCCCUGCAGCAGAGGCCUGUGUGGAGCCCCAGAUCACCCCUUCCUACUAUACCACCUCGGAUGCUGUCAUUUCUACCGAGACUGUCUUCAUCGUGGAGAUCUCCUUGACUUGCAAGAACAGGGUCCAGAACAUGGUUCUCUAUGCUGAUGUCAGUGGAAAACAAUUUCCUGUCACCCGGGGCCAGGACGUGGGACGUUACCAGGUGUCCUGGAGCCUAGAUCACAAGAGCGCCCACGCAGGCACCUAUGAGGUCCGGUUCUUUGAUGAGGAGUCCUAUAGCCUCCUGAGGAAGGCUCAGAGAAACAACGAGGAUGUUUCUGUCAUCCCACCUCUAUUCACGGUCAGCGUGGACCAUCGGGGUACCUGGAACGGGCCCUGGGUCUCCACCGAAGUCCUGGCUGCAGCCAUCGGACUAGUGAUCUACUACCUGGCCUUCAGUGCCAAGAGCCACAUCCAGGCCUGAGGGUGGUGCCUGCCCCCCACCCUUGCUUCUUUGAAUAAAGAGCUAUUGGCUAUCCCAA
Molecule: messenger RNA, 846 nt
Organism: Budorcas taxicolor (takin)
Lineage: Eukaryota; Metazoa; Chordata; Mammalia; Artiodactyla; Bovidae
Gene: SSR4
Product: signal sequence receptor subunit 4
Exons: 6
Coding region: 180-788 (202 amino acids)
Cellular component (GO): endomembrane system; membrane; endoplasmic reticulum
Source: RefSeq, a predicted model, not a curated record